AUGCUGGCCGUAUAUAUUUUCUUCUCCGUCCAUUGGUUCGAAUUAUUGAUCUCCAAGGUGUUUUUGAUGCCAUAUCAAGAGGGUUGGAUCGAGAUUUCAGGUUGGAUUUUCAAACGAAUUUUUCAAAAGUUUGGAAAAAUAUGUGGCUAAAUAUUGAAAUUCACUAAGAUUUAAAUUAAUUGGAAUCGUAGAAAAUUUAAAAAAAAAACUGCCUGGAUUUUUCAAAGCUUCUUGUAUCGAAAUUUUCGAACUUAUUAUGGAUUUUUUACUUUUUUGAUCAUUUUAAGAAGAUACAUAUACCGAAAUAAAACUUUUUAAGACAUUAAAAAAAGAAAUCAAAAAAAUCGAUUUUAAGAAAAAUUUGAAGGCCAUUUUUUUGACUAAAUAUCGAAAAAAACUCAUGCGAUAGUCAAGAAAAAAACCGAAAAAAAUCGAAAUUUUCAAAAAAAUUCCUGGUCAAUUUUUGGUCAAGAAAUAUCGAAAUUACCGUUUCCCGACUACGGAAAAAAACCGAAAUAAUCGAUUUUUUUCAAAUAAUUUCAAAGUAAUUUAUUGAGAAAUACCGAACUUAAUGUUUCUACAUGUCAAUAAGAACCGAAAAAAAUUCGGAUUUUCAAAUAAUUUCCAAGUAAUUUAUUGAGAAAAGAAUAAAGCUAACGUUUAAAAAACCAAAAAAAAAAAAAUUGAUUUUGCAAUUUUUUUUUUCGAAAAAAUAGCGAAUUUAAUUCUGAUAUUGAAAAAACCGGAAAAAUCCGUAUUUCUCAAACAAUUUCCUACUCAUUUUGAAAAAAAUAAUGAACAUAACGUUUAAAAAAAUUAAAAAAAGUAAAAAUCGAUUUUUCGAACUUUUUUUCGAAAAAAAUAACGAGUAACGUUUCUAGACAUCGAAAAAGUAUCGAAAUAAUUGGAAUUUACAAUAAUUUCCCGGUCAAUUUUUUUGAAAAAAAUAUCGAAAUUAACUUAUGCAUUCGUCGAGAAAAAAACGAAAAAAAUUGACAAUUCCUAAUAAAUUUUUUUGGAGAAACAUUGAAAUUAACUUUUAAAGACGUCUAAAAACCGCAAUAAUCACACUUUUCAAACGUUUUCCUGAUAAUUUGUCGAAAAAAUUUUGAAACUACCGUUUCCAUAUGUCGACAAAGAACCGAAAAAAUUGACUUUUUCAAAACUUUCCCAAGAAAUAUUGAAACUAAGAUUACAGACGCCGAAAAGAACCGAAAUAUCUGUGAAUCGGACUGUCAUCGCUACUUUCCCCUGGUCUUGGGAGGCUUCAUAAGGUCCCGAUUCAUUCUUCUCAGUUGUCUGGCGAUGCCUUCCCUGAUCCUGGAAAGAUUGUUGGCGACCAAAAAUGUCAGGGACUACGAACACGUCCCGCGGAAGUAUAUCCCCAUCGCCAUUAUCAUUUUCGUCGAAAUCAUCUCGACCAUCGCCGCUUUUUCGACUAUUUUGUCUUUCUUGGGCUCUGUCACUAUUCUGGCUGCAUGUGCUUUCGCAAAUUCUACAGCUUUUUUGGUGGGUAAUCCCAGAAAAAGGUCAUUUUUACUUGGAAGUUUGGAAUUUUUAUCAUUUUUCCAACAAAUCUUGGAGAUAAACUAGAAAAUGUCUGACUUCUCUGCGCUCUCUCGUGUCUAGGAGCCUUUUUCCAAGUUUCUGUGGCCUUUUCGGUGAAAGAGAAGAGGGCGCAGACAUGUCAGAAAACUUUUAAAUAAUUUCUAGACUAAAAAAAUGAUUUCAAUGGGAGUUUUCUAUGUUUAUCUUUUUUUCAUUUUGAUGACGUCAUUAGAUAAUUUUUAGAACGAUUUUCUUUCAAUCCGUCUGACUUCUCUGCGCACUCUCGUUCUUAGGCGCUAUUUUAGUGAUUCUGUGACCUCGUCAGUGAGAGAAAAGAGAACGAAGACACGUCAGACAGUUUAAAGAAACUCCCGUUUUUGAAGUAUAAAAAAAAUGAAAUCUUCAAUCUUCCAAGUGAAUGACCUCCCUGUAAGAAAGAAAAAUCAAAAAAAAAUGAUUAUUUUUUCAGUUAUUUCCCUACUUGACCUACCGGAACCAUCGACUGAUAGGCUUUUCAUGAAAAGUUUCCCCAUUGGAAACCGUAAAUAUACUCUCACCAAGAAGUACCAAAUCGAGGAGAAUCUACGGGUUUUGAAGGUGAGUUUGGAAAUGAAAAACUUUUCGAACUUUCAAAUUUCAAAUUAAAAAGUUUUCACCAAAAUGUGACUUUUUACUUCUGAAAUCAUAGUUUUUUUGUUAAACUUUAAGUGAAAAAAAUGAGCAAAAAAACGUAAUUUUUGUAAAAAAACUUGAUAUCCGACUAGAAAAAAUUGCGCGCUUCGGGCCGGGCGGGCCAUUUUUUCUUGAGGCCCUCUAAGGUCGGGCCGGGCCGGGCUUACAAAAUGGUCGGGGGGCCGGGAGGGUGACGGGCCGGCUCUCGCACAAGCCUGCUCUUAAGGGACCCCUAAAGUUUAAAAAAGCAACCACUUAAGGGGAUUUAGAGCUUCUAAAGUGUUCUCAUCAGUUUGAAAAUUUUCUGGUUACUCUUUUGAACCGCUCAGAACUCACUUAAGUGUCUUCUUGUGUUUGACAAACUUUGAAAAUGUUUUUGAACCAUUCAGCAAUCAUUUAAGUAACUUUAGCGCCUCUUAAGUGCUCCCUUAAGCACACAAAUUCGCCCCAUUUUCAGUAAGUGUCUCAAAAAUUCGCUCAUUUUUUUAACAAUUGGAGGCAAGUCAAAAGUGAAUAAAAUAUUUCUUACGUGUUAGAACACAGGAUUUUCUUUUUUCUUUGACUGGCUUAGAAAAUUGAAUUUUACUUUAUCUGAAUCAAAUGACCUUUGAAACUUCAUUCAGUCGUGUGGCGUCAAGGUUGAUUUCCAAAUUCAAAAACAGGGUGUUUUUCUCCGAAAUCCAGGUAAAAACUAGAUAAGAUCCAAUUUCACCUUAUAAUCAAGUUAUGAAACUUUGAAGUUUGCUAAAAAAAUUACAUAAGCUAUGAAAAUUACAUUAUUUGAAAUUUUUUUGAGUGUUUUUUUAACGCGAAAUUCGAAAAAUUAGUUACUUUUUCUAGAUGAAAAAGUGUGUUGAAGCGAAUUUCAGCCCAGUUUCAUUGAAAAUUCAAAAAAGACCCAAAAAAUUAUCUGCUAAAUUUUCAAAAAUCUCGAUUUUUCAUGAAUUUUUAGUUUUGGCAAUGUAAACUUGAGCAUUGGAUUUUCAAAAACCAAUUUUAUGGUAGGGGAUCCUGAGCUUUAAGACUUUGGGAAUGGCUCAAAGUGCGCCCGACCAGAAACGGCUUUUUUCAACCCUUAAUCAAACCGCGACGCGGCCGCAUCGCGUUGAGCCAUUCCAAACGCGGUCAGAAAUCAAUUUGGCGCUAAUUAAAUGGGUCUCUAACGCUUGAAAAUUUAAUUAUUCUUCGAAAUUUCUCAAAAAUUUUUCGAAUUUCAGGCGAUAAAAUACGUGAUAAUAAUGACGGCGGCGGUGUGCGCCAUCGUAUUUUCCGCCUCAUUUUUGAUUGUCUUCGAAAUUUUGCCACCUGGGGCAAAAAUCGUCGAUCAACUCCUUAUUGAAUUACUCGUUUAUUGGUGAGUUUUCAUUGUUUUUCAACAAACAAGUCAAAAUGAAAGUGUUCAUUGGACCGUUUUUGUUCAAUUUGGAUUAGAAUAGAAUAAAAAACGGCUAUUUGUACGAUGUCUUGAAAAAGAUUGUGCCCGACCAAAAACAACUUGCGCUCCGGACUAUUAUCAAUAAAAAACGCCGAUUCAAUUUUCCUCGAGCACCACAACAGCUAAGCGGUUACUUUUAGUGCACCCGACGUGAAACGGUUCACGCUCGGUAGCAAUGAAAAGCAGGAAAAAACGCCAAAUUUUUACUAAUUCCUGGAUUUUACGAGGAAGAUCUCGAUUUUGAGGCUUAUCUCUGACUUUGAGGUGUUCUUUCUCGAAAAAUGGGAAUUUUUUCAGGUUGAGACCUCAAUCUGGUAAAUCAAUGAAUAUUCUGGCAAGUUUUCGGAAAAAUUCGCGACUUAAAAAUGAAACGACUUUUCUUUUAAAACCCGCGUAACAGGAGAAAUUUGGCGUUUAUCCCGCUUUUCAAUGACAUCGCGCGUAACCCGUUUCAAGUCAGGUGCAGUUGAAGUUUUUUUCGACGAGAGUCGUAAGCGCAAGUUGUUUCAGGUCAGGCGCGCAUAUUUUUCUAGGGAUCGUUUAAAAAGUCAAAUUCAGCAGUUCUAACUCUUUUUUCCCGCUUUUUAAUGCUAUCGCGCGUAAACCGUUUCAAGUCGGGCGCACUUAGAGUAACCGCUAGGAAGUAUUUUUUCCAGACUCAUUUUUUCCUAAUAAAACCAUUUUUCAGCUACCCGAUGAUGAUCCACCCGGUUUGCAUCAUAGCGACCCCAAAAUGGCGUCGGGUUUCUUUCAACCUUCUCUGCACGUUUUUCAACCCGAAAUUCGAGGGAAAUCGACAUUCGAUCGUCCGGAUUCCGUCCAUGACCGACCAGAGCAUUAA
Messenger RNA from Caenorhabditis auriculariae, 4496 nucleotides. Lineage: Eukaryota; Metazoa; Nematoda; Chromadorea; Rhabditida; Rhabditidae. The record is from the annotation of a GenBank genome assembly.